AUGCCCCAACCAGGUAUGUUCUCUCGCCCCGAUGGCUCCAACAUCGCCGAGAUCGACACGAAGGAAUUUGUCCACUGGGUGACGGUAGACUUCAUCAGAUUUGGGGGACGAACUAGGCCCAACAGCGGUGAGAGCAUGAUGCGUCUUAUGGCCGAGCAGUGCCGAUCCGGAGUAGCCACUAUUACAUCUGCGCCUCAGCAUCACAGUCAGCCAUGCUGUCUCUCGUUGCCCGUUGUGGGAGAUGCUGAGCUCGUACGUGUUCAUAUUCUCUGGCGUGCAGCUGAGAUUGCUGAUUGGCAUUGGGAGGAGAUUAUGGCCGGUAAGGAGACGCUUGAUACUAAGCGCGUUCUGGGUGAUUCUCCAUGGUGGUCUCGUAAUAAAGUUAACGGGGCCUAG
Messenger RNA from Penicillium samsonianum, 396 nucleotides. RefSeq lists its product as uncharacterized. The record is from RefSeq and is a predicted model, not a curated record. The transcript has a single exon. Lineage: Eukaryota; Fungi; Ascomycota; Eurotiomycetes; Eurotiales; Aspergillaceae. Bases 1 to 396 code for a protein of 131 amino acids.